Akanthomyces muscarius is the source of this 1392-nucleotide messenger RNA. RefSeq lists its product as uncharacterized. The record is from RefSeq and is a predicted model, not a curated record. Gene Ontology annotation, molecular function: Rab GDP-dissociation inhibitor activity. Gene Ontology annotation, biological process: vesicle-mediated transport; protein transport; small GTPase-mediated signal transduction. The coding region runs from base 1 to 1392 and encodes 463 amino acids. The transcript is spliced from 8 exons. Gene Ontology annotation, cellular component: cytoplasm. NCBI's taxonomy places the organism in Eukaryota, Fungi, Ascomycota, Sordariomycetes, Hypocreales, Cordycipitaceae.
AUGGACGAGAUCGCCAAGGAGUACGACGUUGUUGUCCUCGGCACUGGCCUGACCGAGUGCAUUCUUUCUGGUGUUCUCAGUGUCAAGGGCAAGAAGGUUCUGCACAUUGACAAGAACGACCACUACGGCGGCGAGGCUGCCUCUGUCAACCUCGAGACGCUAUUCAAGAAGUACGGCAACGCCACCGGAGACAAGCCCUGGGAGAAGUAUGGCCGUCUCAACGACUGGAACAUUGACUUGGUCCCCAAGCUGCUCAUGUCCUCUGGCGAGCUGACCAACAUCCUCGUCUCUACCGAUGUCACCCGUUACCUCGAGUUCAAGCAGGUCACUGGCAGCUUUGUCCAGCAGGGCACCUCUCCCAAGGCCACUGUCGCCAAGGUUCCUUCGGAUGCCGGCGAGGCCCUCAAGUCGCCCCUCAUGGGUCUCUUUGAGAAGCGCCGCAUGAAGUCCUUCAUCGAGUGGGUUGGCACUUUCGACCCCAAGGACCCCGCCACUCACAAGGGCCUUAACAUCAACACCUGCACCAUGAACGAGGUCUAUGACAAGUUCGGCCUCGAGGCUGGCACCAAGGACUUUAUCGGCCACGCCAUGGCUCUCUACCUUACCGACGACUACCUUACUGCCAAGGGCGAGGCCCCCAGUGCCAUCGAGCGCAUUCGUCUCUACGGUAACUCAGUCGCCCGCUACGGAAAGUCGCCUUACAUCUACCCUCUCUACGGUCUCGGCGAGCUUCCUCAAGGUUUUGCCCGUCUCUCUGCCAUCUACGGUGGCACCUACAUGCUCAACACCCACGUUGACGAGUUCAUCACCGAAGGCGGCAAGACUGUCGGCAUCAAGGCUACUAUGGCGGGUCCUGAGGAGAUGAAGUUCGAGACCCGUGCCAAGAUGAUCCUUGGUGACCCCUCCUACUUCCCUGGCAAGACCAAGGUCGUUGGUCACGUCCUCCGUGCCAUCUGCAUCCUCAAGCACCCUCUUGCUGGUACCAGCGACAGCGACUCCUGCCAACUCAUCAUUCCCCAGUCUCAGGUUGGCCGCAAGAACGACAUCUACGUCGCUUGCGUUUCCUCCGCCCACAACGUCUGCCCCAAGGGCUACUGGGUUGCCAUCGUCUCCACUAUUGCUGAGACUCAAGCUAACCACCACCUCGAGCUCCAGCCUGGUCUGGAUCGCCUCGGUGCUAUCGAGGAGCAGUUCAUGGGCCCUCCUAUCCCCAUGUACGAGCCUCUCGAGGAUGGCACCAAGGACAAUGUCUUCAUCUCCAAGAGCUACGACGCCACUAGCCACUUUGAGACCACAACCGACGAUGUCAAGGACAUCUACCGCCGCGCCACUGGCGAGGAGCUCAAGGUUGAGGGUCUGAGAGAGGGUAUCGUCGUCGCCGACGAGCAAUAA